This is a messenger RNA of Engraulis encrasicolus (European anchovy), 6633 nucleotides long. It is a transcript of the gene wdr62, whose product is annotated as WD repeat domain 62. NCBI's taxonomy places the organism in Eukaryota, Metazoa, Chordata, Actinopteri, Clupeiformes, Engraulidae. Gene Ontology annotation, biological process: positive regulation of JNK cascade; negative regulation of canonical NF-kappaB signal transduction. Gene Ontology annotation, molecular function: protein binding. The record is from RefSeq and is a predicted model, not a curated record. Gene Ontology annotation, cellular component: cytoplasm. Bases 616 to 5652 code for a protein of 1678 amino acids. The transcript has 32 exons.
AACCGACUUUACAGCUGUUGCCAAUCCCUGAAAUUCGUCCAAUGAGAAUGUUGCAUGGAGGAGGGAUUUCGGCGAUCAUGCAGAAACCACGCAAUCACAAGGGGCGGUGUAUGUUUGAAAAUGUGUACCGCUUUUGGAACGUCCCCGUCAGCUGGUGAAGUUCAAUCGGCCCUAGACUUUCCGUAGUAUUUUUACCAAAGUUUUAUGAAGAAGAAGCGAGGAAGUGGUUGAAGUUGCUAUUGGCUUCACUUUCUAUCGGUUCAUCUGCCUGCAUACUAACCUAUCAUCUUGUCCUCGCCGUUUGGAUAUAGCGUUGCCUUUUGCGCUAGCACAGUUAUUGAAGACUUCACUGGCGACUUUUCAGUUGUCGAAAUGCUUUGUGUUCAUGGCAGCUAACUGCUAUCUGCUGGCAAGUCGGACGGCUAGCUUUUGAUACAUCGCCUUGGAAAACGACAAGCAAAUGCAACCUCGUGUUUCUUCUGAAGGAAUCAUAGUUUGUUUAGCCGGAAAAGAGGGAGAGGGUGAAACCACCGCCAGCUAUCGUUGGAUAAACUAGGAGCUACGAACUUUGGUCUUGUUUGUGUCUGCACGCAGACACCCCAACACGUCCACACCAUGGCGGAAACAGGGCAGCUUGGAGGUUUUCAAGCGUUUACCUGUGCGGGGAAGAAAACAAACAGCAGUGGCAACCCGUCAAAUGUCAACGUUACAAAUGUGCGAAGGAAAACUCGCCAGUCACAGAAAAGAAACAUACACAAUAAGGUGGUCCUGGAGAAAGUUCUUGGCAUUACUACAAGCAACAGCAGUGGUCUGGCCUGUGACCCCAAUACUGGCCUGGUCGCCUACACAGCGGGGUGUGUGGUUGUCAUCCUGCACCCAAAGAAGAACAAACAAACUCAUAUUCUCAACACAUCUAGGAAAACCUUCUCUGCCUUGGCCUUCUCUCCGGAUGGAAAAUAUCUGGUCACUGGUGAGAGUGGGCACAUGCCGUGCGUGCGCGUGUGGGAGGUGGCGGAGCGGGCGCAGGUGGCGGAGGUGCAGUGCCACAAGUACGGAGUGGCCUGCGUAGCCUUCUCCCCUAGCAGCAGCUACAUCGUUUCCGUGGGAUACCAGUACGACCAGACCGUCAGCGUGUGGGAGUGGAGGAAAGGGGUCGUGAUUGCAUCCAAUAAGGUCUCCAGUCAAGUGCAGUCGGUCUCCUUUUCUGAGGACAACAGCUACUUUGUCACCGCCGGCAACAGACACGUCAAAUUCUGGUACCUGAACGCUUCCAAAGAGAGACGGGUGAACAGCACGGUGCCCCUGAUUGGCCGUUCGGGGUUGCUGGGGGACCACCGCAACAGCACGUUCUGCGGGCUGGCGUGCGGGCGCGGAGCCAUGGCCAGCAGCACCUACGCCAUCACCCACAAGGGCCUGCUCUGCCUCUUCAACUGCAGCCGCAACCUGGAGUCCUGGGUGGAGCUCAAGACCUCCUCGGCGGGUAGCCUGUGUGUGACGGAGCAGUAUGUGUUCUGCGGCUGUGCGGACGGUAUGGUGCGAGUGUUCCGGCCGCAGGACCUGCACUACAUCACCACCCUGCACCGACCGCAUCGCCUGGGGGUGGACAUCACACAAGGCCUGCAGCCAGGGCAUUUGUUCACCUCCGACCCCAACGCUCAGUACCCUGACACCUUGGCCUUGACCUUUGACCCGGUGGCUAAGCACCUGACGUGCGUGUACAGCGACCACAGCGUGUACACGUGGGACCUGCGGGAUCUGAGGAACGUGGGGAAGGUCUACUCGGCCCUCUACCACAGCGACUGCGUUUGGAGCGUUGAGACGUACCCGGAGGUGGAGUCUCCGUACGUCCCCUGUCUGCCCUCCAGUGCCUUCCUCACCUGCUCCUCUGACAACACCAUCCGCCUCUGGCACCUGGACCCCCAGCAGGGACACACUGCCUCCGCCUCCGUCACGGCCACCGCCUCCGCUUCCCAGGGCCUCCAACCAAACCUGCACCGCAACCUCUACAGCAAUGACCUGAUGAGGAUCGUGUACGUGGAGGAAGACCCUCAGCCUCAGCAGGGGGAUGGGGACGGGGGCGAGGCCAAGUCGGGCAUCAGGGUGCUGGGCGUCAGUCCCGACGGACAGCACCUCGCAGCAGGAGACCGCAACGGUAGCCUCAGGAUCUUUGAGCUGCAGUUUCUAGACGAGAUUGCCAAGAUAGUAGCCCAUGACUCUGAGGUGCUCUGUCUGGAGUUCUCACCCACCGAAACAGGCCUGUGUCUGCUUGCAUCUGCGAGCCGUGACCGUCUGAUCCACAUCUUCAACAUCUCCAACAGCUACACUCUGGAGCAGACCGUCUACGACCACUCCGGGGCCAUCACUGCCAUCAAGUUCUCAGGUGAGGGAUCAGAGGUGAACAUGGUGAGCUGUGGAGCCGAUAAGAGCAUCUACUUCCGCACUGCUGAACAGACGUCAGAGGGCUUGUCCUUCUCCCGUAACCAUUACGUAGCUGAGAAGACCACCCUGUACGAUAUGGACCUGGACAGCACACGCUCACAGGCGGCCAUCGCCUGCCAGGACCGCAACGUCAGGGUGUACGACAUCAAGAGUGGCAAGAUGAUGAGGUGCUUCAAGGGCUCCCCCAGUGAAGAAGGCAAUCUGCUGAAGGUGCAGAUGGAUCCCUCUGGUGUUUACGUUGCCACCAGCUGCUCAGACAAGAGCAUCAGCAUCUUUGACUACGCGUCUGGAGAGUGUGUGGCUAACCUUUUUGGCCACUCAGAAAUUGUGACAGGCCUGCGGUUCAGCCAGGACUGCAGACACCUCAUCACAGUCUCAGGGGACAGCUGUGUGUUUGUGUGGCGUCUGGACUCCCAGAUGACCACCUGUAUGAGGAAGAAGCAGGAGGAGAGGAGGCAGAGGGCCGGCAUCAGGAUCGCCAGCGCUGCCACCACAGAGCAAAUAAUCCGAAGAGAGACGUACAUCACAGGGCCUGCCAUAACUGUGCUGCAGGAGAAGAUCUUGGAGGACGAGGAGCAAUCAGCCUGUGAGGAACAGCCACACACUCCAGCGAGGGAUGACUCGACCCAAGAGGUCGUUGACCCCACGCUGCUGCAGACCAACGGCAGGUUUCCCAUGUGGGCGCGCAAACUGGUCGAAUCCAACACCACCACGACAGUCGUGGAGGCCACCCCUUCUCCGGCGGGUCCCCCCGUCCAGCGCAGGGGCCGCUGGGUGGAGCCCGCGGACCCCCAGGCCGCCAUCUCCUCCCUGCUGGGGGCCUGGAGCCAGCAGCAGCUCUCCCUCACGCCCAGCCCCCAGAGGGCCGACGGGGAGCAGGAGGGCGAGGUGGAGGUGGAGGAGUUGGAGGAGGAGGUGGAGCAGGAUGCUCAGUUCCAUCCCCAGAGCCUGGACAGCCUCAUGGAUGAGGAGAGGGAGGAGGGCGAAGGAGAGGAGGAGGAGGAAGAGGAAGAGGAGCAGGAGGAGAAGAAUCCCGGAGAACAGUUCCAGGAGGAGGAGGGCUUCCACAGGCCGGGCUACCUGCCGCUGUCGGCCGUGGGGGAGCUGUUUGACCCCAGCCGGGGCUCCCUGGAGAGGAGCGACUACAUCCUGUACCCAGCCAACAGCACCGCCCUCUCCACCACCACGGACGGGGAGUUUGAUGUGAAAGCCCUGUGUGAGUUGGGGGAGGAGCUGAGUCCAGACAGUGCCUGUUGUGUGGGGUCAGCUGAGAGCCAGGGAUCCAAUCAGGAGCCAGCCAUGGACGCAGCGGACACAGACUCCCUGAGUCAAGUGAGCUCUGCGGGCAGCUCUGGGCUGGAGGAGGAGGAUGGAGGCUUGCCAGAGGAAGGAGCCGAGCAGCUCCUCAGACAGCACUUUGAUACGCUGGUCAACACCCUGGCCAACGAUGAAAAGUUUGACACAGACCUCGGCAGUCUGCAGCCGACGUCUGAGGACAACUUGAUGAACCCACGCCUGAGCAUCUCCAGACGAUUUCUCUCGCGCUUCCAGAACCGUCAGCGAGGUGGCGGCCUAGGUGGUGGCACGACUGCGUGUGGGCCCUGGGUUGCAGCACUGCCUCAGUUGCAGGAGGCCUCCCCUAACAGCAGUAUCAACAGUAGCCAAAGCGGCAGCAGCAGCAGCAGCAGCACCAAGGCAUCACCUGCUGUCGUCCCUAACCUCCAGGCCUCUACAAAGCCCCUGCAGACAGCUGAUGGUGCCAUGCAGGCCGCCCCUGUGACUGCAGAGAGCAAGGGCACAGCUAUUGGCUAUGAAGUUGUGAAGCCAGUGAAGGUUCGGCCACCCCUCCGCAAGAAGCAAAACUCUGCGCCCACCCAACGACCCCCGCGCCCCCUGAAGAGUCGUCACAGCAUAGCUGCCAUUGGAUUUGGCAGCAGGACGCUGGGAGAGGUAACGGACAAGACCCUGUGCUCGCAGUCCAACAUUGAGAAUGUGGCCUCCGUUUCAGCCUACAGUACCCCAACAGGCCCCUCCUCUUCCAAACCCAGCCACCCAGGACUGGAGAAGGCUCAAUAUGGCUACAUGAGCGCCACCACCAGUUCCCGAGCCAAGGUCUCGCAAGGAGCCCCAGGCGACGUUCACACUACCAGCAGAGGCCCCACCACCACGACUGAAGACUCCUCUUCCCAGCAAUCAGCCAGCGGGCUGAGCUCCUCCACCCACGACCUGCACCUGGAGCACGGGGACUUCAAGGAGAACUUGCCCCCGCCUCCAGCCUCUCCGCUGGCCUCCUCCACCAUCCUCAGCACCGCAUCCAGCCUUCCCUCCACCCCCGCCGCGGCCACCUCCCCGGGGCCCGGCAACCACAGCGCCCGAGCCGCCUUGCGCCUGGACCUGGCCGCGUCCGACGGCGCCCCCGUGGCUCGCACCCCAGCUGCCCAGAAGGCGCGGCGGCGGACCGAGGGCAUGGCCAGUACCAGAGGGCCGGCGCUGGUGACGCCAACGGAGAUGCGAUCACUGGGUCGCGAGGGCAAGACUCGGCUUGGCACUGUCGAGGACGGCAUGCACCCUCCCCGCGGUGCCAGUGCCAGUGCUGUUGCUCCUACCCUUUCCUCCAGGGCGUCCACUACCCUCCCUGCCAGCUGCCACUGUCAGGAGCCCAGUGGAAGGAUGGGGGCAAGGGAUGGCGAGGGACACACCAGGUCGGAGUCCCGGGAACACACGGUGCUGCAUGGAGACUCCGUUGCCAGCCUGGCAGCGUUUUCGACUGCGGAUUCUCGAUCUUUUGCGGAUCGGCCAGCGUCGUGCUCCAGUCCGCUAGAUCCAGUUGGUCAAGGGGAGAUGGUGAACCUGCAGAUGUGCAACCAGAUAGUGAACGAGCUGAGGCAGUCGAUGAAGAGAGCUGUUGGCUUAUACAGCAAGCUCUCCUCCCAGGCUGAUCUCCCAGACCAGCAGACCCAGAUGCUGUCCAUCCUUCAGGGAGCCUUUGCAGGCGUCCAGGUGGAGUUGGACUCGGUCUUCACCUCCUCCUCCUCUUCCUCUCCUCCCUCUCCACCUCCUCCCCCUGCCACUCCUGCUCCUACCCCCGUGGGCGGACCUCCUCCUGAGGACUCCCCCGGGCGGCAGCUGAGGGACCAGCGCACUGUGGCCCUCCUGGAACGCUACUCGGAGCUCCUGCUCAAGAUGGCCGCUGAGAAGAUGGAGGCCAGCUGAGCUAAAAGUCCUCCGUCAUGGUGGUGUGAUGAGAUGUGUGGUUGUUACCUCGACGUGACACCCACAGUGCAGAAUGCAAUGUGCGGGCUAUUUAUUUAGUGAAGGAGGGAGUAUUUCGGACAUAUUUUGUACCCGGUCUUGCACCCCAACAUUAGCAAUCAAACUUUCUUGCUCUUAUAAGAGUCAUUGGCUUUUGACAAUUAAGUAGUGUGAUUUUUAUUGUUGUUUAUAUAUGUAUACAAAUAUACAGCCAUCUUGGACUUUUACUGUGAAGAAUUUACCGCCACCUUAAAUUUUUACUGUUUUUUUUAGAGACAAAACAAUGCUGACUGAAUGUGAAUAUCUGUGUAAAUGUUGUAUGUAUGCUUGUGGUUGAAGAUGGAUGAAGAUGUGUAUAACACCAUGCAUUUUAACUAAAGAAGAACCUAUGGUCCUGCCAAUGUUUACGGUACCUUUGAAAGUAUGUUUGACUUCACCAAUGUAAUAUUUCAUUCAUGGGUAAAGUCCAACUCUUAAAUUGCCAAAUCCCUUUUACAUUAAAAUCCUAGCCUCACCAAAUUGAACUUUUCAAUUAGGCUGGUCAUAAUGUUUUGUUUUUAUUAUUACUUUGUAGAUGUGGUGGACCUUAGUGUGGACAAUGUUGUUCUUUAGUGGUUCAAGUUAUUCAGUUUGGCAGCACCUUGGAGAAGUGUAUUUAAGUUGCUUUGGUCACAGGGCUUGCACACAUGGAUACACAUGGAAACUGUUUGUUUUCUCUUCCUAAUGGUUUUGUUUGUCUUUUAUGGUUAAAACUGCAGUAUUAUGCCACAUGCCAAUGUGUUUCCCCCAUCAAGUUAUUGGAUGUGCAAUCCUUUCAUAUCUUUGUUUACCACCGUUUGGUUUCUUUUUGUAUAAAUUACAUGUAAAUAUUUUCUUUUAAGUUUUGACAUGUCUCCCUGUCGUUACAUUUUAAAUGUUUUUAAUAAACUGUAUACCAUUCUA